Hemiscyllium ocellatum (epaulette shark) is the source of this 1061-nucleotide messenger RNA. It is a transcript of the gene efnb3b, whose product is annotated as ephrin-B3b. Gene Ontology annotation, biological process: axon guidance; ephrin receptor signaling pathway. Gene Ontology annotation, cellular component: plasma membrane. The transcript is spliced from 5 exons. NCBI's taxonomy places the organism in Eukaryota, Metazoa, Chordata, Chondrichthyes, Orectolobiformes, Hemiscylliidae. Gene Ontology annotation, molecular function: ephrin receptor binding. The coding region runs from base 35 to 1048 and encodes 337 amino acids. The record is from RefSeq and is a predicted model, not a curated record.
UUGAAACAGCAAGGAAAAGGAACUCGGGAGGAAGAUGAUGCCGACUCCAAAAGUCUGGAGUGGAUUUAACGUCCGUGUGUUGUUCACCUUGAUGGAAGUCUUGGAGAUUUCUGGAGAAAUUAUGGAGCCGAUUUAUUGGAAUUCACUGAACAGGAGAUUUCUGGAUGUCAAGGGGUACGUCCUGUACCCACAGAUUGGGGAUCGGAUUGAUCUGAUCUGCCCACAGUCGAUCCCACGUGGUUCCCUGUCAACCGAGGAGUAUGAAUAUUACCGGCUGUACCUGGUUAGCGAGGACCAGGCCGAGCGGUGUGACACGGUGAUGAGUCCGACGGUGCUGUUAACCUGUGACAAACCCGACCAGAUCACUCGCUUCACCAUCAAAUUCCAGGAGUUCAGCCCCAAUCUCUGGGGCUUGGAGUUCAAACCCCAUCACAACUACUACAUCAUCACCACGUCCGAGGGGAGUGCGGAGGGCCUCGAGAACAGACAGGGAGGGGCCUGCUCCACCAAAAACAUGAAGGUCACCCUCAAGGUCGGUCAAGAUCCGAACGCCCCUCCCCGGCCGUCAGGUGAAGGUGACCGUCUGGAUUCUGGACAGAAUCACGGCCUGGACUCCACUGUCAGACUGGAACACGGAAACUCGUCAGUGUUGGUUGCCAACUCCAGUGAUCUGGACGACCAGGAGCACAGUGCGGUGCCCACCUCCAACAUCCCGCUGAUUGCCGGAGUGGCUGGUGGGAUUGUGUUCUUGUUGCUGGUCUCCGGGACCGUUGUGGCCGUGCUGUGUUACCGACGGCGGCGAUCGAAACCGGCUGAGGGGCAUCGGCCGUCCCUCCACCUCAGCACCCUGACCAGCCCCAAACGGGGCACGGCCAGCAACAACAAUGGGUCAGGCUCCGAGCCCAGCGACAUCAUCAUCCCCCUCAGGACUUCCGACAGCAGCUUCUGCCCUCACUACGAGAAGGUGAGCGGUGACUACGGCCAUCCUGUCUACAUCGUCCAAGAGCUGCCACCUCAGAGCCCCGCCAACAUUUACUACAAGGUGUGAGGGGAGGGGGAGA